AUGGAUCUCUCCUCGUCGCUGCGACGCAAGCAGAGCACAGUCACCUAUGCCAAGCGCAAUCGGACACAAGGCGGCAGCGCACACUCAUCGCCCGCUGUGGCUCGUCGCUCUUCCUUCGCCGCCAAAGAGGACUCUUCCUCGAGCGCAUCCUCCGACGAUGAAGCCGGUCCAUCCGUAUCACGCUCUAGACGCAAAGACACCGCCACCAUCGUCUCUCCCUCAUCACAGACGGCUGCAAGGAAUCGUUUCAGUCCAAAGGAGCCAGCAGCUCGCCCUCUCACCAAUACUCAGGCAUCGACGACGGGCAAUGGAUCACCCAAGAGGGUCUCCGCUUCCACUCCUACUGCCAUCGCCUCGACUUCUCGAUCAGCUCUGAGGUCCGCCUCGCCGACCAAUCCGAGUCCAUUCCCAAGGUCUAGCUCAUCAUCCACCGGCCUUAUCUCCACGACUAGAUCGCUUCCACAGCGUCCACCUAGAGCAGCAUCUCCCACGCCCACCCAGUCGAAUCGUUCCCCUGCCAAGAGAAGCGCCAGCACCUCGCCUCGCAAGCUCUCGUCGUCUGUAUCGCCAACCAAACGUCUGGCUCGCUCACGCACACCUUCGCGCCCUGCGCAGGACCUCAGCGGACUUUUUGAUGCCAUCGAGUCCACUCUGCCUCAAGCUCGCCACCCAUUUGGAAGAAGCGAGAGUCAACCCAUCGUCCAUCUCCACCAGGAUGACGCCGAACAGACCCUCUUAUCCGCACCUGCAUUCGCUCCCAGUCCACUCCAAUCCCCAACUCUCCCAGCCUUCGACUUCAACGAUGCAGAUGCACCGCUUUCUCCUGGUCUUCUCACCAGUCCUUCCAAACGAUCGAGAAUGGCGGACAGGAUGGCACCUAGAGCCGCUCGCCCGACCAAAUCCAGGGUGGACGAGAUUGCAGAAGCCCUAAGCAACUCUAGACGAGGAUCACUCCGUAGAAUCGAGACGGCUCCAUCCGCAAUGUCGGACACGGGCGCUCCGGGACCAUUCGCCUCGGAGACGAGUCGACAUACGUCAACCAACGGUAAGGACGAUGAUGCAAAGAGUGCGCGCCUCUCGGAUGCUGGCUCCGCACGCCUCGAUACCGCUUCACAGGCUGACAGCCAAUCUCAAGAAGGUGUCAAUGCGGCUCUGAGCGCUCGAAAACUUGCGGGUAUCAAGCAGAGCUCGGCCAGCAAUGCUAAGCGCACCUACGGUCUACAGCGUAGCUUCCUCGCCGACCAGGCCGAGGAGAAUCUCCUGAGCGACCCCGCGGCAGCGUCGUCGCCUUCUGGCCCUUCUUCGCGCAACAUUGAAGAUGAGAUCGAGGCAGAGCUCAAGGGCAACAGCAACGGAAACGGAAAAGGUACUGCAGCCAGCAAGCUAUCUGGGACAACAUUUAAGGCUUCGAUUCGCAAGCCAGACUUGGCUCCCUCUGCUCCUCGCGAAAGCUAUGCCGAACUGCUCAAAAAAUGGGGCGAGGGCGCAGAAGACAUUGAAUGGGACGAGUCGCAAGACCCUACCCUCAAUCUCAAGUCGAUCACCUCUCUUCGGUCUCAGGGCGAACUCAGGCGCUUCAAUGACGACCUCGAGUAUCUUUUCACCGGACUCGACGCAGCCCAAGCCCUAUCCAUCCGCCGCAGCUCCACCGUCGAGCUGAUCCGCCUCCUUUGCGGCAAGCCCGACCUUGGAGGACUUGAUCAAGAUGCAAGUGACGCCGAAGACGACCUCGAGGAUCCCCUCGCGUCGGCUCAGUCCGCCGAAUUUAUGCGCAAACUCAAGGCGUCGGAUCUGAUCGCACGACUCUUCGACCUCUUCCGGGGAGCUGAAGCCGGCGAGGGUGUUGAUGACGUCCUGGAUGCCGCCAUAGCCGUGUACAUCGCAAAAUUGCUCAAGUCUGGGUCCACUGCCGUGCCGCUCACCCGCGAGCGGUGGUCAGAGCUCAGUGCUGUCCUUCAUGGCCUUCUGACGCGGGCGGACAGAGCCGAGCAUCAAGAGCGCAAGGACGGCUUAGCUCUGCUGCGCCUUCACGAGCUCAAACUCCACAAGAUCGCAUCCAGAACAGACCGCAAGACGCUGGCUGAGCUUCGAGACAUUGCACGGAUCUCAAAGCUGUUCGUAGCCGGUUCGCAAAGCUGGACGUUGCGUAACCUCGUUCUUGCUUCGUGCUGUUCGUUGAUCGUACUGCCUCGUCGGCUGUUGACCGAUGUUGUCAUCAGCGACCUGUUCAUGGAUGCUGAUGGACCCCAUGACCGUCCUCAGGCGUCGUUUUUCAAUACUGUUCUCGGCGUGCUGGUCUCGGAAGGCGCCAAGGCCCGACACCGGCUCAUCGACUUUACCAAGGGACUUGAGCUCGUCACGCCGGCUGCGAUCGAGUCGAUCCCAGACCUUGAGACGGUCGACGUGUGCAUCCGAUUCCUAGACAAAGGCAUGGAUGUCUUGUACCUCGAACUCGAUCAAGCUGUCCCGGCAUCCAUUGAGACCCUGGAGUCAGUGCAGCACCUCAUCCAUUUCGCUAUCCAAGCAGCCCCCUUCGGUGGUGGCCUGCACCCCGGCGAUGCCGACAAGUCCAAGGACAACGGCGCACCGAGCCGUGCUCUGCAGAUCCUGCAUGGACUGUUCAAGAUGCUGCUCGAUCUGAGUCAGGUCGACGCAAAUUGGAGUGAAUCCCUGGCUUCCUCUCUAGAUGUGCAAGAGGCCGUCAUGCGAGCGUUCCUCCUCAGCCACCGCAGCGCCUCGCUGCUUCGUCAGACGGCUUCAAACGCAACGGAAACGAAAAGCAGGAAGGGCAAGUCGGCGGUCAAGGAGAAUGACGGUGAUGACGCGACGCACAGGCCCGGCAUCGCGCUGUUCGAAGACGUCGUGCAUCUGUCCCUGGCGCUUCUCACCAAUCUGCUCAUCAAGCAACUCGACAAGGCGCGCGAUACACUGCAAGCGAUCCGCAUCAAUCCUGCUUGCUGGGGUCGACGAACUUGCUCCGUCAAGUGCACAUGCGACGACAGAUCAUCCGCGCUUCAGCUGCUGGCACGUGUCUUCUUCGACACUCGCAUCGCCGCAGCAAGCAACGAUGACAGCAACGCAGCGUACCUCUCAAAUUCGAUCGCGACCGCUAUUGCGCAGUUCGCAGUCGGUGACUCCACGCGACUGGAAACAUGCCGAGCUGCUCUCGACGCCGAACUGCCUGUUCUGAACGGCAAGAGCGGCGCCACAAAUGUGAUCAAGGACAGCGGCUUCGAGACGCUUCUGGACGCGGUAGAAGAGUUUGCUGUGGUGCAUGAGGCGGCAUUGCACGCGGAACGAGCGCGAGCGGCAGAAGCAGCGCUCAAUGACGAUGAAGAUGCAGAAAUGCAAGCGGAAAACGGGGACGAGACGGCGAAGGCGACGAAGGAUGUAAAUGUGGAAGGCGAUACCAGCAACCCGGUCGCCGUCGAAGCUGGGCAACUGAUCAAAGAUCUGGCCAUCGCACUUCGACAGAUGGCCUGA
Messenger RNA from Kalmanozyma brasiliensis GHG001, 3483 nucleotides. RefSeq names its product Wings apart-like protein. Bases 1 to 3483 code for a protein of 1160 amino acids. The record is from RefSeq and is a predicted model, not a curated record. Gene Ontology annotation, biological process: regulation of chromosome condensation. Lineage: Eukaryota; Fungi; Basidiomycota; Ustilaginomycetes; Ustilaginales. The transcript has a single exon.